UAAACGAAGCGGUGAACGGGCCCUACCAUUUCGUGUCAUUUAUUCGAGGAGCCGGAUUUCAUCAUGACUGGAUCACAUGAUCUAAACUCGGCUGCACGCGAUAAUGCGCGCAUUUGCAGGCGCAAGUCGCCGAGAUGUCCCCGCCCCGCUCCCGGGACAUGCAAUGUGUACGAAAAAUGUACGAGAUAUCGCCGUUUUGUGUUGAAAUAUCCAGGAAACUCGCUUCGAGCAAUCUACUGCGAACCAUAUCGCAACGUAUCAGCAAGUCGUCUUCAACCCGGCGUUGUAUCCCAAACUCAGCCGCAGGCACGGGGUUCCGAGAUGGCCGCAAGCGAAGUCAAUAAGUCUUACUUUGACGACCAAGCAGCACAAUAUGAUACCAAGCACGAAAAGAGUUUACAGCAACUCACAGAAGCAAUCCAAUCAAAGCUCGACUUCAUUGGGGCAGACUGGGUAGAUGAUGACGAUGAUGACGACGACGAUGGGCAAACCGACAGUUCAAAGCAAGUGAGGCUUCUGGACUAUGCAUGUGGUACAGGCAUGAUAUCCCGGGCUUUGGCGUCCUAUACGACACAGUGUGUUGGCGUCGAUAUAUCCGAUAACAUGGUGGCGCAAUAUAAUGCACGAGCUGAGAAUCAGGGUCUAUCAAAAGAAGACAUGUACGCAGUAGUCGGAGACUUGGCUGCGCCGAAUGAUCCAACGCCAGCAGCCCUGUCCGGCACUGAGUUCUCCAAUUUCGACGUGGCAGCAGUGGGCGGAGGGUUCCACCACUUCGAUGAUCCUCAGCUCGUAGCAACACGGCUGGUUGAGCGGUUGCGGCCUGGCGGCGUCUUGUUCAUCUGGGACUUCCUAUCGCAUGACGCAGACCCUAAUCUUGCCUCGAGGGGCGUUACGCAUCAUGGGUUUUCCGAGGAGCAGGCGCGUAGUAUCUUCGAGAAGGCCGGUUGCAAAGACUUCGGUCUGAAGGAUCUAGGUAGCGGAGUUGUCUUCGGGCAUGGGCAUAGUCAUGGCGACGGACAUGGACAAGGCCAUAAGCAUGGCCACGCACAUGACGGCGAGGGCCAAAGGCUCAUGAAGCGCCGGGCGUUUCUCGCCAGAGGACAGAAGGCUUGAAAAGAAUAGAAAAUCUUGUGCAACGGAGAAUUCCCCGUAUUGUCGAACCAUGAAUAGACCAGAACUUGGGACAGACUGAAGUUACUUGAACUCCGUAAUGUAAUUGUGCAUAUCUAGCCGUUCAUGGCGACAAUAUAAGAGGAUACAUAGCUACUGGAAAAGUUAUGCAUGACUUGAUG
Truncatella angustata is the source of this 1292-nucleotide messenger RNA. RefSeq names its product S-adenosyl-L-methionine-dependent methyltransferase. The record is from RefSeq and is a predicted model, not a curated record. Gene Ontology annotation, molecular function: S-adenosylmethionine-dependent methyltransferase activity. Lineage: Eukaryota; Fungi; Ascomycota; Sordariomycetes; Amphisphaeriales; Sporocadaceae. The coding region runs from base 64 to 1113 and encodes 349 amino acids. The transcript has 4 exons.